AUGGGAAGAUGUCAUCUAUUUCUACAUACUUUCACUAUCAGUUUGCUGUGUCUUUCCGUCCAAAUUAUCUCCUGCUUAGCGGAUACAUGCCAAGAUGCCGAACAAGAAGCAAUACGCAAGUUUUAUAGAGGGGAAAUUUCCGAGCCGUACAGUUGUGUAGAUAAACAUGGUAUUUCACAUGGAGAGAAAUGUAAUAAGAAAUGCAAUGCAAUCAUGACUUAUGUUGGAAUAUAUGGAUGUGAUCCAGCAUUUUUAGAUUUACAAUGUCCAUUAAGAAAACAGAGGAAACGACGCUCGUCACAUUCAUUAGAAUCUGAGUGUAACACGCAGACGACUUUUUGCUCGUCUGAAUACGAAUACCGUACCAUAGACGGCUCAUGUAAUAAUAUACGGAACCCUUUUUGGGGCAAGUCACAUAGGGCUCAAAGAAGGGACUUGCCAAAUGCAUACGAUGACGCAAAGGGUAGCCCACGUACAAUAGGCUGCAGCGGGAAACUGCCGAGUCCACGCCACAUAAGUAAUAUUAUACACAGAGCAGACGACAAUAUGGUGUUUGAUGAACGGUUAAGUUACAUGAUGAUGCAAUUCGGACAGUUUCUGGCUCAUGACGUUGUUCUAACCGAACUUAUGAAAA
Ruditapes philippinarum (Manila clam) is the source of this 634-nucleotide messenger RNA. Its product is annotated as myeloperoxidase-like. Gene Ontology annotation, biological process: response to oxidative stress. The annotation marks the transcript as partial. NCBI's taxonomy places the organism in Eukaryota, Metazoa, Mollusca, Bivalvia, Venerida, Veneridae. The record is from RefSeq and is a predicted model, not a curated record. The transcript has 4 exons. Gene Ontology annotation, molecular function: heme binding; peroxidase activity.